This is a messenger RNA of Lathyrus sativus (Indian pea), 315 nucleotides long. The record is from the annotation of a GenBank genome assembly. NCBI's taxonomy places the organism in Eukaryota, Viridiplantae, Streptophyta, Magnoliopsida, Fabales, Fabaceae.
AUGUACAGUGUGAUUGUGGAAGCUUUGAAGAUGGAUAGUUUACAAAGACUGUACUCGUCUGUGGAAACUCUACUCAAAAAAAUUGUCAGUGAGGAGGUGGAGCGUGCUUUGGCGAAAUUGGACCACGAUAAACUGGAUGAUAGUCUUCACCGUCGGGGAAAAAGAAUCUGCAACUUCAUUUCAGAACAAGAAUGUCACCAUAUUUGUUCAUGGGAGGGAAGGUUGAGGGAGAGCAAGGAACGGUCAUCUAUGUUGUCUUUUGGCAACACUAUCAUUUCAAGCAUCAGGACAAUUCAUGGAAUGGUGCAUGGCUGA